Nomia melanderi (Alkali bee) is the source of this 4333-nucleotide messenger RNA. Lineage: Eukaryota; Metazoa; Arthropoda; Insecta; Hymenoptera; Halictidae. The record is from RefSeq and is a predicted model, not a curated record.
CACACCGCGAGUGCUGCGUCCUGCCGCGCGCGCGAACUGCCUAGGAGAGAGGAAGCGAGAGCCAGCGUGCGACGAAGCCGAGGCAAGCUCGGCCUUCCUCGACCGACUGUAGGCGCAGUCUCUCAUCGUCAGUCCGUCUCGUUCCUGGACCCGAGAGAGCACGCACGCUUUCGGGGUCAGACCUAUAUCCUCGGUGUCCGCCGCCUCGUCGCAGCCCUCAGCUGUCCCCUCGGUCACCGACCCGUGGCAUAUCCCGUUCUCGCACCGACCCUACGCUGAUCUCUCUGUGUGUCGUGUGCCGUGUAUUUUCGAUAGUGUCGCCUUUGUGGGGUGCAGUUGAUCCGCCACCGCCACUAGCGAGGAUAAACAGAGAAAGAGAGAGAGAGAGAGAGAGAGAGAAAGAGAGAGAAAGAGAGAGAGAGAGAGAGAGAGUGAAAGAGAGAAAAAGAGAGAGAAAUAGAGAGAAAGAGUGCCUGCGAUAUUAUUGUCAACCCCCUUUUUCCCUUCUCACCGACAUUGUUCUCACUCCGUCGGUCUUACAAUCAAUCCGAAAACCAUCUAAGCUUCGGUCGGCUCGCGAACGACUCGCCGUUGACUCUCGAGUCGCGCCGCGGCGUCCACACGGGGCAAGCCGAGCAGGAAAUACGAAGAACCGGGAAGCAUGGUCGAUCAACAGCAGCCGGACCAGCAACAGGAAGGCUCGGUGCCGAGUGUGGUGGAGCUGAACGUGGGCGGUGUGUUCUACACCACCGCGUUGACCACCCUCACCCGUGAGGGCGACUCGCAUCUGGCCGCUCUGUUCUCCGGGAAAACGCCGGUCGAGAAGGACGCGAAGGGCAGGUACUUUUUGGACCGGGACGGCGUGCUGUUCCGUUACGUGCUCGACUUCCUGCGCAACCAGGCACUGGUACUGCCCGAAGGCUUUCGGGAGAAGGAGAGGCUGAAGCAGGAGGCGAGUUUCUAUGGGUUGCCCGGAUUGGAGCGCGCGGUCCUGGAGAACGGCAAGUUCGCCGGCACUCUCACGUCUUCCGGCAAAAGGGCGACCGGAUACAUAACCGUCGGGUACCGUGGCAGCUUCGCGUUCGGUCGCGAAGGCCUGGCCGACGUGAAGUUUAGGAAGCUGUCGAGGAUCCUCGUGUGCGGCCGCGUCACGCUCUGCAGGGACGUGUUCGGGGAAACUCUGAACGAGAGCCGCGACCCGGACCACGGCAGCUCGGAUCGUUACACGUCCAGGUUCUUUUUGAAGCACAGCUGCAUUGAGCAGGCGUUUGACAUGCUCCAGGAUCAAGGAUUCAAGCUGGCCGGCAGCUGCGGUUCCGGCACCGCUGGCGGCAACUCGGAACAAUUGAAGCCUGGCAUGGACGCCGAGGAGAAUCGUUGGAAUCAUUACAACGUAUUCGUCUUCGUUCGCGAUUAAGCAGGGGUCUCUCGUUCCUCCUUCGGUAUGACUUAGCUGAAUGAGUCGGUUGUCCGGGUGUAGUUUGGUGUCCUGUCGACGGGGCCGAUGGUAUCCAGUUCCAGCGUCGAAAUGGCACCCUCAGAAUCCUGCGUCGUCGACGAUGGAACGGAGAUUUUCGAGGCUAACCUGAAGGCUUAUCCUUUUUCGGAACUGAUCACGAACCGGUAGAGUAAACAGAGUAGACGAGAGUUCCCGUGAGCAUUGUGCAUGUUAUUAUUCAAACUGAUCGAGCUAUUAGAGCGGCAACGUCACGCAUUCCUCUUCUCAAACGUUCUCUGUUAACGUUUCCUCUGCGAACGGAACCGGAACGGUUUUGUUGUCGAUGCUCGUCUUUAAAACGGCGCGGCUUUCGUCGGAAUCGCCAGGCAUUCGUCCUGCACGCGGAGCGUUCAACGUGGGAGUUGGACACGCCGAAAGUGGAACAGUAGAGAGUACGUUCAGAUUAAUUGCGCGGGACAGAAGCUAAUUGGCCGUGGCGCUAUGUCCGAGGAACCGGAAGAGGAUUCCAGGACGAGAUUAGUAUUGGAUCGUUGAAUCUUUCAAAGCUUGGUACAUUCGGGUUCGCUGGCAGGAGCAUGAAAAUUUGAUCGAACCGUAAAACGGGAGCUUUAACGGCAACAGUGAAGAGGCGAGGGUGGAGAUAGAACAACGGAGAGGAUUGAUGUUCGAUCAACAAAUUCGAUGGGAAGAGAAAUUUUAUUUGCGGCUGGGUUCAUCCUUCUCGCUUUAACUGGUCGCUCGCUGGGAUAGCUAUAUCGAUCGUCUGUGCCGGAAUAGAAAAAAGUUUCACACGUGCCGAACUUCAAUCCAGAUUCAAAGGACCGUCGAACGCCUGCAACUGGACCGCAUGUCCGGCAGAUUCCCGGCGCCAACGAUGUCGCCGGAAGGAAAUGAUCGAGACACCGAACGGUGUCGCUGCGAGGAUAAACUUUUGAGACCAACUAGCGUGAACCAAUCAGUCACUCGGAGUCCUGCGAUUAUUUUAAAACGGGUAACACGAGACCGGACGACGAGUGCAGUAGAAUAGACAGGGUUGGCCACCCGACGUUUCCCUUCUUUAUCAUUGUUAUCAAUCUUAUCAUCCGAACGAAUUGAGGGACGUGUGGACGGACGCUCGGAGCCUCAGCUUCAAACAACGCUGGUCGGCUGUUCGAGGUUGAGCCUGGCGCUGGACACGGGCCGGACGUGUGCUCGUGGAACUGUUUUGUGUGCACGGUACCGUGUAAACGUAGAUUCUGUGUACGUACACGCCGCCGCGGUGUUGGACACAUGUCGUCGAGCGGUCCGAAUGAUCGUUGUUGUACGUCGAACGUCUCCUCAUGAAAAUGGUUCUCCGUUAGAAUCUUAAAUGGGGCCGGUCACCGUGCGAAAGAGAAUAAGGAACGAAAAUGAUAGAGGAUGUUCGUCAAAAUGCAAUGUCUUCAUCGGAGAGGGCGGGCUCGAUCACGACCGAGUAUACUCUACCAUAAAUCCAGGCGAACAUGACGUAUCCGUGAUAAUUCCCUUGGACGGCGGUUAGGGCUAGAAUACACACUCCGCAUACGAACACCGCCGCUUGCGUUAGGUACUGGCGCGCUAUCCUGCAUUCGACGCUUCGAUGCACAACCAGAAGACCAAAGGCCACGCAACCGAGGGUCCAGGCUAGGCCGAGGUAAGCCUGGAGCAGGAUCACUGUGUCACCCAAGCCUUCUUCUUCAACUUGAUGCGCCUGGGAUUCAACGGAGAAACAUGGAACAAUUAAGGUGUAGAAUCGCCCUUCGUUGCGGAUGGUAGAGGGACGCGCUUCGAUAAAAAGUGCCCAGGAUAAAAGUGAGAAAAACUACGCCGGUCACCGCCUGGAGGCCCAGACGCCAGCCGAUUUUACUGAAAAGAAGAUAAGUCACGUCGUUUAUCAAUGUUUUAGAAGUUGACUGCAAGAUAAUUCACCAGGGGGAGUAAGAAACUAAAUCAACAAUGUAAAACAACUGGGAAAUAUUCUUCGAACAUUUUCUUUUAUCCAUCAGCUUUAACAGUGAUUAAGUAUUCAUAAAUUUAACUUUUUCUUCUUUUUCAAUUCCGAACGUUAUUCAAUUUAAACUGCACGAUUGCUAGGUACUGAAUUCAUUAUUCAAGCGUAUACCUAAUAGCUCCUUUUAUAAAAGCCGACAUGACGGCAAUACCAAGGCCACUUCCGGACACGACGAAGAUCUCGACCAACUCCCUUCUUCGUUUAAAAUACUGCGCUACCAUCAGCGUACUGCAGUCCCUUGUCAUGCCAACUCCUAUACCUGUGAUAAAUAGUGUAAGGUUUUCUUCCUAUAACGACUUUUGAUAACAGAACUAUAGUAUAUGAAUGUUGCAUGAAAAUUCAGAAGACUUUUGAAAUUAAUUUUUCAUUUAUUAAUUAACAAUUAAUUUAUUAGACAGGAUUUUAUUUAUUAAUUAACAGUUCAUUUAUUGGUCACGAUAAGAACAGGAUAGAAGGUAAUAAAAAGUAGUUAGCAUGUUUUAUUUAUCGUUAAUGAUUAAUGGUGAUUAAUAAGUGUCAUAUUAUACUAAUUGUGUUUAUAAUUGUUGCAAGUAUAUAUUUUAUUGUUGUUAAUGUUAUAAUAUUGAUUUCUCUGUUGCUUAUAAUCGUUUAGGAUUUACAAUUGCAAGUCGACUCACCAACAACGGUUCCAUAGCUGAAGAACAGCUGAUGGAACUGCGUAGCGAACGAAGUGAACAGGCAACCGAGUGCUGUAACGAGACCGCCUAGAACUGCUGUAAGUCUUGUGCUUUUCCUUCGGCAGAACGCUAUCGUCACGGGAGAAACCAGCAAAGCGACGCCUGUUGAGAUCGCGCCCAGCCAUCCUGAAAAAAGAUUGACGGCUUCUUAAAAAUCUUUGAACAAAU